UCUCAACAAAAGUGACGAUCCGAGUAUCACGAAGAACGAAGAAAAUUUCCUUUCUCCUCUUUCUUAUUUGGCAGUAAGUCUUGAUUGCUGAGAGAAUCAGAGAUCUUCGAGAAAUGGCAUCUGUCAGUUUGAUCAACGCCUCGACGACACUUACCUGCUUGCGAUGCAGCAGCUCAAGCUUCGUGAGUGGCAGCAAGCAGCUACUCAGCGCGCCUGCAGCCGCCAGCACCCGAAUGCUGGCUCUCCGCGCACAACCCGUCUGCAAAAGCCAGGAUGGUUUCAGCGCUGAGAGCAUCGCCAAGGAGGUCAAGAAGGUGGCGGCUGCCACCGCCGCAGCAUUGCUUCUCUCUGGGUCCGUAGCGGACCCGACCUUCGCCUUUACUGGAAACGCAUCUCUCGGGUCCAUCACCGAGUUAUCUGCCGACAACCCUCUCGGAGCCGCCGAGGACAUUUUGAACAAGGCGAAGCAGGUCGGGAAUGAGAAUUUCGCCCAAGCUCAGAGGACUGGGGCGGAGACCGUAGGCGAGACAGCCAGCGCUCCACCCGGAACAGCUCCACCUGCCAUCAGUCAGCUGAACUUGAAGGACGAAGGAACGAGUACUCCCAAUUCCGACGCAAUUGAAGCUCGUGCCGAUUUCGCCGCCGAGAAUGCACCGGGGACGAGCCAGCAGGAGGGCAAAGCUCUGAACCCGAUCGAGAAGGCUUUCGCCACUCCCACGCGGGGCAUCGGCGACAAGCUUGGCGAGAAUGUCGCCCAGCUCUCGAACAGGGACGAGAAGAACAAGACCGACAUUCCCGGCCAAGGGACGUCCGGCGACUCGUCGCCGGGAGUGUUCGACGGCCUAUUCAGCACGCUGCGUGAGUCCGCCGGCAACCGGGACGGUCGGAAGCCGGCCACCCAGAACGUGUACGGCACAGAUGCCUCUUAGAUUGCAUCUGGCCUUCUGUAUAGUAGACGUACGAUACGUACGUAGACGAUUUUAGAUCUUGUAAUUUUACACCACGUUGUACUAAUGCUGUACAUUUUGAAUAAACUUGUACGUGGAGAAGC
Molecule: messenger RNA, 1051 nt
Organism: Marchantia polymorpha subsp. ruderalis
Lineage: Eukaryota; Viridiplantae; Streptophyta; Marchantiopsida; Marchantiales; Marchantiaceae
Source: the annotation of a GenBank genome assembly